AUGCGCACUUUGAAUAAGCUCCUGGCAUUGGCCAGUGCUUACGGGACCAUAUAUCCCGGUGUGGUAGCAUCGCCGGCACAUAUCUCGUCCCUGUCUGCUAGUUUGUCAGCAGAGGCCUUCUCAAGCGGUUUGGUGGCUGCUUCUAACGGUCUUAUUCCUCAUGCCGGAGGCCCCACCCCUACUGGUCCCGCUGGUGCUGGCGGCCCUAGCCCAGGUGCUCCUGGGGCCGGAGGUACAAGUCCCGGUGCACCUGGUGCUGGUGGUCCUAGCCCAGGGGCUCCUGGAGGCACUGAAAUUAGCCCAGCUCGUCCCACGAUUACCAGCAGCGUUCCCGUUGGCGGCCCAGGCGGUGCUGGAGGUCCCAGCCCUACAUCUCACCCUGAAACCAGUGCUCCCGGUAUCGGUGCAGGUGCGGGCACAACGCCUGCAUCACCUCAUCCCGUUCCAACACCCAGCGGUCUUAAUGGUCUUAGCGGCCAUCCAGCAGGUCCUACAGGCGUCUCUCCAGGCGCUGCAGGUGGUGCCGGGUUCGGCGGCGGUAUUGCCAUCAGCGCCAGCGGUUCUGCAUGGGUAUCUUCUGUAUUCGUCGCCGGUGCAACCUCAAUUGAAUUCUCAAUCGUCUCCAUGGUCGCCACGAGCACAUUCACGUUCACCGAGACCGUUACUGUCCAAGGCGGCGCCGGUGCCACAGGUGCACCCUCUCCUCCAGGCGGUGCGGGAGCACCAGGUGGUGCCUGUCCCGCUUCAUGUAUAUCUACAGUCACCGUGACCGCGGGCGGGGGUGCAGGUCCCGCAGGUCCAGGCCCAGCUACAAGUGCACUCCCAGCUGUGCCAACCUUACCUAUUGGCACUGGUGCAGGUACAAGCGCAAUCCCAUCGGCAUCAGUAUCAGCUCUCCCUGGCUCAUCCGUCAGCAUUGGCGUGGGACCAGGAAGAGGAGCAGGGGCAGGAGCAGGAGCAGCGACGAGUUUCCCCCGCCCAGUAACCUCCCCCGCGACCCCGUUCGUACGAGUCAGCAGCUUCCCGAUCGGAGGCGGCGUGGGAGCUGGCGCUGGCGGCGCUGCAGGGGUAGGUGUUGGCGUCGCCUCAACCAGCUCUGUCAUCCCGAGCGGUCCAUCUAUCUCUGUGCGUCCGUCGGUGCCCGUCGUCGUUCGGUCUGUGCGUGAGUCCGUUCCUACGGCUGCUCCGGCGAUAACUUUCCAUCGUGUUCGUGCAGCAGCUUGAUUUUUGUGAUUCUGGCUGAACGUGGCUGAAGAAGGAAAAAAUGGGACGGAUGAGCCCUAGACUCUAGUUCAGAGCAGCAAAGUUACCAUGUAUCCCAUCCCCUGAAAAGAAAGAAAAUUUGUUUAUGGACAUCUUUCUAUUCGUGUUUAUUUGUACAAGAAAAGGCAUUGAUGGAUAGAAUGAACUAACUGACGGACAUUGAUGGAACAGUAAGUAGACAGACAGCACAAAAGGUGAGGGAUGGAAAAAACGAACAUUUGGAUUUAUUUCUUUGUUACGGUAAUUGUAACUGUUUCUGCCUUCUCUUUUUAUUUUUCCGAGUAUAAAAUAAAG
This is a messenger RNA of Monascus purpureus, 1557 nucleotides long. The record is from the annotation of a GenBank genome assembly. NCBI's taxonomy places the organism in Eukaryota, Fungi, Ascomycota, Eurotiomycetes, Eurotiales, Aspergillaceae.